This is a messenger RNA of Triticum turgidum subsp. durum (durum wheat), 1500 nucleotides long. Lineage: Eukaryota; Viridiplantae; Streptophyta; Magnoliopsida; Poales; Poaceae. The record is from the annotation of a GenBank genome assembly.
AUGGCCCCCAUGGCGCCGAGGAAACGCGCCAGAUACUGCUGCGGCCUCUGCGGCCUCCCAAAGAAGGGCCAUGUCUGCCACUUCGCCGGCGGUUCGUCUUCGGCGCGGCUGGUGCAGGGCCGAGAAGAAGCGCCGCCGCCCAGGGACCCUCCUGCUGCUGGCGCCAAGAAGGAGGAGGUCACCAUCAUCACCGCCCGCACAAAUGCCAUCUCCAAAGGCUGGAAACACGUCUGGCGCGACUACACCCCGCUCAACCUCGACGACCGCGACCUCCACAAAAUGGCCUGGACCGGAGACAACCUAGUCGACCUUAUCUCAGACAUCCUCGAGGCUCCACGCGAGGUACGCGCCCGUCGUCUUUCUCUCAGCACGCUAUGCCAGCACUCCGGCGAUCGAGACCGCUACCCCAUCUUCGACCGCUGGUUCCGAUCCAAGGUUCUGGAUCACCUCGAGGAUUUUCAUUUCAGCUACCAGCGGGUGAACAACACCGAACCACUACAGGAUGGCGAGUUGAUGCCGCCGCUGCCGCCAUCCGCGCUGAGCUUUUCCUCCCUCCGCGUCGCCAGCUUUGGUUGCUGCCAUUUCCCUGAGAAUAUCUUAGCCUUGGGCGGCAUCACUUUUCCAUAUCUCAUCGAGCUCACACUCUGCCGGAUAACAAACUCCGAAAACACACUGCACGCCAUGAUAGCCGCAUCUCCAAAUCUUGUCUACUUGUACCUUCACAGAAACUAUCACUUCCGUCGCGUCCACAUCAGCUCGCAAACUAUUGUAAGGUUCCGCAUGUUUGUUGACCCAGACAGUGAUGUGAUGGAAGAACUCCUCAUCGUCAACACUCCAAGCCUAGAGGAAGUGAUGCUCUGGGACCAAGGUGAUUGUGGUCCACGAAUCAUACGUGUCCUGGUUGCCCCAAAACUUCACAUCUUGGGUUGUCUGCACAGCGACAUGAUGUCCACCGUACAGCUUGGGAAGACAGUACUCCAGGUAUAUAUGUAUCUAGGAGCCACACAGGGCAUCUGUAUAUAUCAUUCUUUUGCAAUCUUACUUAUAUACAUAUUCUUUCGUGCUUUGACGAUCCAGGCAAUGGUAGACAGCAGUCUAGUGUCAUCACUGCAUAAUGUAAAGGUCUUGAAGCUUGUUGUCCAUGGUCUUAGGUUAAAUCAUGUCAUUGACGUCCUCCAAUGCUUUCCUUGCUUACAACAGCUUCACAUAAAUACAUUGAUGAGCCAUGUUCCAAACAAGCAGAACGACAAUCCAGCUGCUACUACUGUUGAGUGUGUUGAUAGACAUUUAAAGCAAGUAGUAGUGAGAAAUUAUUCAGGCAAGAAACCAGAUUAUAACUUUGCCAAGUUUUUUGCUUUGAACGCAAGAGCGCUAGAGUCCAUGAAGCUCCAUGUCCCUUUUAGCUGGAACAACGAAUGGCGCUCUAGACAACGUAUCAAGAUGGAUUUUAAGAACAGAGCUUCUCCAAAUGCUUUUGUUUAUUUUGAGGGCACCGAGUGA